Messenger RNA from Clunio marinus, 665 nucleotides. The record is from the annotation of a GenBank genome assembly. Lineage: Eukaryota; Metazoa; Arthropoda; Insecta; Diptera; Chironomidae.
CAUGAUGCAUUGAAAAAGUUCAUUGUUAUUUAAUUUCUUUAAUUUUGUCCUGUAUUGUUUUAAGAUUUUAAAUAAGUUUUAGAAGUUUUCUUAAACUCAACAUAGAUCAUCUUUCCCUCUUCACUGGUCACCCUACUAUUGAAAACUGAGUUGGCACAAGUGAAGAAACUUUUCAUUUCAUGAUCAAUAGAAAUAAAAGAUUUUAAUUUAAGUUAUUUACGAAAAUCAAAACACAGAACAACAUCUACUGCAACAUGUCAAAGGUCACAUUUAAAAUUACCUUAACAUCAGACUCAAAACUUCCCUACAAAGUACUGUCAGUUCCAGAGAAUACGCCAUUCACAGCGGUUCUUAAAUUUGCAGCUGAAGAAUUCAACGUUCCACCUGCAACAAGUGCCAUAAUUACUGAUGAUGGCAUAGGAAUUAACCCAGCACAAACAGCUGGUAAUGUUUUUCUCAAACACGGCUCUGAACUUCGACUGAUUCCACGCGAUCGUGUUGGAUGCUAACGAGAUACAACAAUUAAUUAUAAAAUAUAAAAGAUUUAUAUGAUAUUGUCCUUAAAACAUUCGCUUUUAUUGAACCUUUCUUAUGUGGGAAGAAUAAUAUUAAAAUUUGUUUAAGCAUUUUGUGUUUGUUUUUAUAUUAAAGAAAGUUAAAAUCAA